GCUCUGCAUAGACCGACGCUGUUCAGUAGAGCUUGAUACUGUUUGGAACAUUGCCUCCGAGUCAACCUGGUGCUCCGACGAAAUUUCUCAGGACGACAGGUGCCUCGCUGCGUCGCGACACCUGCUAGUGUGUCGUCGGGGAACUUGUACAAGACAUCGCUUUGCGACCGCGUGCACUUUGCGUGUGUUGUCACGGACGAGCGUCGCUUGCCGUAGCCACGCUGGAGAACUUGGUGUGAAACCCUGAUCGCCGCUGGCUGCAGACUUGAGUGACCGCCAGCCGGCUCGAGGUUGGCUGGUGCCGGAGGCACGUAGUUGUCGAGUGUGGUGACGGUACCGCGGUCCAGCUGACUAUGUCCCGACGGAAGCAAGCUUGUCCCAGUAGGCACAUCGCGUCACCAGCGUCAAGCUCCCUCUGCGUCGGGAAUAGCCACAACGGUUCGGGCCGAGGUGGGAGCAGCACUGGCGGCGAGGAAGAGAGCAGCGACGACGAGCACGUGUGCGGCCGCUGCCGUGCCGAGUUUCCUACUCUCGACCACUUCUUAGCACACAAGCGGUGCUGCCCAAGUGUCGAGACAAUGGGGCUACCAGGCAGCACACCGAGUCGGCUAUCGUGCAGUGAUGACGAUGCGGCUGGCCGUCAAUCAACGUCGGACGUGGCCGAGGUGGACGAGGAUCCCCUGGUGGUGGCUGCAGCUGCGCGACUGCCUUCGACGCACGUGGCGUUGGAGGCUCUGCAGAGCACCAAGGUGGCCGUGGCGCAGUUUGCCUACGGCAGCGCUGGAGGUCCUGCUGAGAUAGCCGCGCUACACGAGGCGCUGAUGGCGCUGCAGCAACAGCAAGUCGUCCAGCUCCACAUCAUUCAGCAACUGCAGGCGUACGUGGGUGCCACACCAACGCUUCCUGUAAACCUGACCAGGGCGGCGGACAGUACACCGACACCGCCUCCUCCGCCGCCACCGCCACCACCGGCGCCUCGGACCGAGCCCAGUCCAGAUGCCCCGGGGCAGACACACGCGACCCCGCCGCCGCCGAACACCGCGGUAGACCUGGCCGCCAAAGAGAUUGCACCACCUGAACCCGCUGAGCCGCCACCGGAAACUAUCUCCAGCGGUGCCUUGCUGGUUGCGCCGCCCGUGGGUCCGCCGCCACCGGACGAGCCCAACACGCUUGAGCUUCUGCAGCGGCACACUGAAAAGGCGCUGCAGGACACCAUGAGUGGCGGCUCGUUCCUGCUAAAUGGCCUCGGCUCUCCUGACCCGAGUCGUCUGCGCAGGAAGGACGGCCGGCCCGACGAGGCUUACUUGCGCCACCGGUGUCGUUUCUGCGGCAAGGUGUUCGGCAGCGACAGCGCGCUGCAAAUCCAUAUCCGCUCCCAUACCGGGGAAAGACCCUUCAAGUGCAACGUCUGCGGGAACAGGUUUUCAACGAAGGGCAACCUGAAGGUGCACUUUCAAAGACACCGUGCGAAGUACCCACACGUGCGAAUGAACCCGCAUCCUGUUCCGGAGCACUUGGACAAGCAUUUCCCGCCGUUGGAGCCUCCCGGGGAUCGCAGCCCGACAUCGCCGUCCGGCGCCACGUCGUCACCACCACCGUCGCUACAACCCGCACUGGCUCUACAGACUGCUCCUUUGGGUGUCUUGGUCAAAGCAGGGUCCCAAGUGCCACGACCCGAUGAUCUUGUCGGACCUAGUUGCAGUGGGACGCUGGCGUUACGAGCCACGGGCAGCAGAAGCAUAUCUCCUGGUACUGAAACGACCAAUGUGACUACAUCAAUGGGUUCUCCACCGCUGGAGGGAGAACGCCCUUUAAGUCUUAAAGCCGAGCCAGAGGAUGAUGCAGAAGACAAGGCGUCGGACGAAGACAGAGACUCCGGCGGCAUCAGUGGUUCCGCUGAUGACUCUAUGCCCUUCACCUCAGCGGGAUCGUUCAUGAGCAGCUCCUUUUCCGCGCUUCCGACGCCUGCGGACGCAGCAGUGCCACUACAUGCGGACCCCGCGUUUUACCAAGACUUGCUGCCGAAGCCUGGAAGUAACGACAACUCGUGGGAAACUCUCAUGGAGGUGACGAGGCCGUCUGAGACAUCCAAGCUGCAGCAACUGGUCGACAACAUUGAGCACAAGCUGAGUGACCCGAACCAAUGCGUGAUAUGUCAUCGUGUGCUCAGUUGCCGCAGUGCUCUGCAGAUGCAUUACCGGACACACACCGGUGAAAGGCCGUUCCGUUGCAAAAUAUGCGGUCGUGCGUUCACCACGAAAGGAAAUCUUAAGACACACAUGGGAGUGCAUAGGGUCAAACCACCGCUACGUGUACUUCACAAGUGCCCCGUCUGCCACAAACAAUUCACUAACUCUCUUGUUCUGCAACAACACGUCCGUAUGCAUGGAUCAGAAAGCUUGCAUCCGACGCAAAGUUUCUCAACAACCUCACAGAGGCCCACGCCACCGCCAAAGACUUCUUCGUCACCACCUCCAACUUCUCCUUCUUCACCAAUGCCUGAGCAAAAGAAAGAAGAGGAGCGGUCGCCCUCUCCGCAGCCUCUGUUGCGGCCUCUGAGUCCUGAGCGCCCACCGUCGCAACUAACGUCAUUAGCUGCUCUUGAAAAUCAGGUUAAGGGCAUCAAGACGUCGUUGCAAGUGCCAGCAUUACCUUUCGGCCCUUUCGGAAUAGGCCUUUCUUCUGGUUUUGGGCGCUACGACGAACAGUCGCCUCUCUUUAAUCGAACGCCAGAAGCUGGACAACGGUCUCCGGCAUUUUCACCGCGAGCAGGAUCUGAACUGUCAACUGGUGAUGAAAGAUCAACUCCAGGAGCGCCUUCGCCAUCUGGUGGAACUUCACCACCCGUGAACGGUGGUCCGCUAGAUCUAACGCCGCGAACCUUAUUAGGUCGGCCAGCGGACAACUUUUCUGGUCGCUUUUUUGCCGCUCCGCCGUUGGGAGGAUUGCCGUUUCCUGGAGCCGCGCCCGGCCGCCCGAAUACAACAUGCCAGAUAUGCUUCAAGACGUUUGCCUGCAACAGUGCUCUCGAGAUCCACUAUCGGAGCCACACCAAAGAGCGACCGUUCAAAUGCAGCGUCUGCGAGCGGGGCUUCUCCACCAAGGGAAACCUCAAGCAGCACAUGCUGACACACAAGAUCCGAGAUUUGCCGGCCACCUUGUUCGCAGCCACCCCUACCUCGAGUGCGAGCGCGCCGAGCCCGGUACCCAGUCCCGGGCGCUCCUCGAGCCCUGCUGAUCAGCGACCCGGCGCCAGCCCCGACGAGAAUCGGACCAAGAGGGUGGAACCGGUGGCUGCGCCGCCGGGUGGGCCGCCGCCGCCCCGGCGACCUCCUGGCUUGCCAAGGCACGUGUGCCACGUGUGCAACAAGCCCUUCUCGAGCUCUAGUUCUCUCCAGAUCCACAUGCGCACACACACUGGUGACCGGCCCUUUAAGUGCUCCGUGUGCGGCCGCGCUUUCACCACCAAAGGCAACCUCAAGGUGCACAUGGGUACGCACAUGUGGAACAACGGUAGUUCGCGUCGCGGCCGCCGCAUGUCCAUUGAGCUGCCAUCGCUGCUGAGUGGGCCCAAGGCUGACUUCGUGCCGCCACCGCCGCCACCCCAUGAGCUCUUCUACCCCUACCUUGGGCCGGCCUACCUGAAUGGCAUGCUGGGACCGAAGGCGAACGAGAUCUCCGUCAUCCAGGGCGCCAGCACCGAGCCCCGACCGGGAGAUGAGGCCGAGCCCCACAACGGCGCCUGGGCCUGGAAGAUGGCCUGCAACUUGUGCGCCAAGAUUUGCGGUUCGUCGCUCGAGCUAGAGGCUCACCUCAAAGCGCACCAUCGCAAGGAACUGGAGGUCCAGUCGCCUGACAACGUGGCCGUCUGAGGCCGCCCGCACCCCUAGUCCAUGCCCUUCCCAAUUCCUGUAGCCCAAGUGGCCCUUCCCCGUAACUUAUUGUCUCGCCCUCAUCCACGAGUUGGUUAUGUCUUCUGUGAUAGUGCACCUCCCGAACUGCCGAAACUGUUUUUCUCCCCUUGUGUAACCUCGUUUUCAUUAGUUCGGCCCUCGUCGGUCGCAGCCCUUGGCGCAGCCCUGGAGUGUACAGUGUUUCUGCAGGGGCCGCCCGAGCGGUGCGGCUUUGCAACACCCCCCUCUUCCUCCUCGCCUCCCCAACGCCCCUAGGCGCCAGCCAGCCGUCGGGCACAGCACCAGCUGAGGGCCGGGGGAACCACGCGAGUGAUACCUGGGCUGUGAUAUGUGUGGUGCCCCUGGCCCUUUUUGAGUAACGCGUUCCCCACACCUCCCCUCCACGCGCGCCAUGCUCUACGACGGCAAAAUACACUGGGCAUUCCAUUGCUACACACACGCGCAAGCGGAUGCAUUCCGUACCUCCUCCCUGUUGAUCUGUCUUCCUAUCCAAGCCCUGGGCCGUCCCUGUUCAGGCAUAGCGCUCGACGGACCCCGUGAACUCCUGCCGCCUCCUCCCCCCUCUUGGUUUCUCACUGGGCACGCUAAUGUGCACGUGCUUCGGGCGACGCCGCGAACCGGCACAUAAAGGCCAACAAAUCACGUGUCAUCGCCAGCCACUGUUUGUACUCUCUUCGAGAUGCUCUUUGCAGCGUUGUUGAAGCCACAGGCGCGAGGGCAUAGAUUACAGUGAGGAACAAAGCGUGCGAUAUUAGGUGUACGAUGUGAGCUAGGAAAGCUGUUAAACGUUGCCUAAAUCGCAGAACUCCAACAAUAGAAAAAAAAACAGAGACACACUCGGAAGUGCGUAAGGCAACGCCAUCGUCUCACAUUAGACCGCCUAUUUGGGCUCGUGUUUAAUAAAAAAAAAAACAGACUUUGAGCCUUGAGCUAUCGAACAGAAAACAAAAAAAGUUCUCAUCUUUUCUUGUUCGCGAACAUCAUUAUUUAGUCAUCUCAAGUUUCGUCAAGAGAAACCAGCCACACUGGCGGCUACUUAACAGUGUUGGGAAAAGUGUAAUUGAAAUUGCAUUUUGUUUAGCGACAGCAUUUUCCGCGAGACAAAACUUACAUUGGCAGAGGCGGCCAUAUUAGUUCUGUUUAAUUUAUGCCAAGCUUGCUUCAGUUUUCGGUCAACAUUUAUUAAUAAUAAUAAUAUAUUUUUUUUUUGUUCAGGAACGAUGUCAGCACUGAGAUAUCUGAUGCAUUGGGCGCAGUACACUGAAGCUAGGAGAAACCAAGUACAGGUCGCAUCGCGGAAGGCUAAGCGAAGCCAAAAAUUUGCGCAUAACUUGCAUUUUUCUCCACAAAUCUAUUUCAGUCCUGUAGGGGUUCCCGUCGUUUUUUAGGACCUAGUGCUGUCUACUUUAAUCGGAAAAUGUUGCCUUCGACUUGUUAAGCUUAGUUGGAAGUCAUAACAUUUUUGUCAAAGGCUGUAGCGGUAUACACUGCGAACAUUGUCAUACGACUUAUACCAUAGCGCUUGGAACUUCGAUGUAAGCAGCAGCGUUGGAGCGUGAAGCUUGUCGAAUCGGAUGAGGUAGCACAUACAAACGGCAAAACAUCUCAGCGGUGCAAAAUUCAGUGUUUUCAACGUCUCUUGUAGCAUAAAUGAAGCCGCUAGUGACACGCCGUGCGUGGUUUCGUUCACGUUUGCGCAACGAAAGUGACAUUAGUGUACUAGAUGAAACAUCGCGGACAGGUCUCCCUAUAGUAGUUGGUUACGUGAGCAAGUAAAGCUGCCGUACGUGCACAUUUACUCAUUAUUCCUCGCAUUUUGAAUAUAGAAACGAACAAUUCACCAAAGCAUGGCAACUUAAAAGGUUUUUUUUUUUUCUUUUUGUGCUUCAAUAAUGCGUGACAUCAUCGUCUUAGUACUCCUAUUAUUACACCGCACACGUCGGGUCAUAACGCAGGGUGCUGCUACUACUGAAUAUGUUUCCAUCUUUUCGGUCAUUGCGAGGACGCCUGCCUUCUAUUCUAACAUCGUGGUCACUCCUCCAUCCGCGUUCAAAAAACUUCGCUCUUUUCACCAAAGUCGAAACGGAUAAAAUUAGCGAAGCCUGAGUUUAUCUACGCAGAAACGAAUCUCCAAAUACGACGCGUUUGUGAUUAGCGCCGCUUGCCGGAAAGGCCCUUGCGAUUCUAUUGCGUAAUUUUGUUUCGUUUACUUUAUAAACGAUUAUCCUGAUAUUAUUGAUUGUUUAGAAUUUCAUCAUGACAGAAGCUAACCUGAAAUGUUCAACGGGAUAAGAACUUUACGUGGCAUCUUGCGAGUUAUAGUUGCCUCCAUAAUAUUAAUUGAGAUUUACAAAGAAACUAGCAUUCUUUUGACCCGGCAGUUAGCCUGCGAAGUUGCGCAAGGUCAACGCCCUGUGGCUCGUAACUGUUUCACGUAUGGUCACAUCGCUUGCCUGGUUGGUACCAGAAUAGUACUAGCUGCUACAUGCAUGUUUAAGUCACAAGCUCACCGUUCGUGCGGGGUUCUUUAACGUCAACGAGCUGGUGGUUAAGCACAAAUAGUAUUUUGUUCUCUAAUUUUAGAAAUUAUUCAUGCAAGACUCCGCAUGCUAGUCUCGCGUGCAUUGCGUCCCAUGAUAGGAGCGUUUUUGGCGCCAUUUACUGGCAUAUCCAAAAGGACCAUUUGUACCGAUUCUGUUCACUUUCUGCAUCGUUUCUUUUAAGUAGCGAUGUCUUUUUAUUCCUUCCAAGUAGGCUCACUUUUUGUUUCUGGUAUUGUGCUUUUCUGGAGUUAGGUUUUCGUGAAAAUGCUGGCGUGCUGCAGAGUUGCUGUACUUUCUGGCACGUGUGUGUCUGAAGGCGGUAAACGGAAGCGUUUUCCCUGGCGUUCGUUCCACCCGUUCCUUUUUUUUUUCUUGCAAGGAGUGAUGCGAAUUGUAUACACGGUGUAAUACUCAGCACAUCUUUAUAUUUUUUUCUCUCCAAAGCGCGCAGUGCGCGCGCGCAUGCCUUAUUUUUUUUCGUUAGCCACGUUUAUAUUACCUUUUGUGUUGUUCGUUUGGAAUUGUGGCGUCACGUAUCUUCCCCCUGAGGGUUCCAUAGCGACGCCGCGGGUGGACUGCGGCAGUGUUCUUUCCUAUCCCAGUGGCGUGCAUUCGUUGACUUUGUGGUCCAAAAUCUGACACAUCCCCCUCCCCGUCCUCGAUCUGACCGUCGUUGCGUGCUGUAUUUUUAAUCGACAAAGGGGGGAUUCGUUUUGUGUGUGUGUUUUGUUUUCAGUGAUUACGUCAGGCGGACGUGAUCAUCCUUGGGGCAGUGCUCCGCCAGCCAUCGUGUCAACAGAAACACUCCGGAGAAAGCUAUUUUUGUAACACUUGUAGCGGUUGUCAACGCUGCCUGGCGGAACACUGCUCGCCUGACCAAGGAGCUAAAGGGAACGCUCGUGGGCUUGCGAGAGAAUCAUCACCGAUCAAACUGCGUGACUCGGAGCAAACAGUCUGUCUGUACCCAACGAGUUUUAGGCAUGUUUUUACCCUUGCCCUGCCCCACUCACACUGCUGGCUGACCUCCCUCGCGUCGCGCAGUGCCGAUAGCUGGUUUUGAGACGCUGUUAUUUCUGUCAAGGUGCCUCGGUUUCAUUUGUGAGUGUUGUCGACGCGAACACGCACAUUCACUCUUGUAUAGUCAAACUGCCAUGUUCACUCCUGCAAGUCGCUCGAAGGGACCAUGAAAGGAACAAUACGAACAGUCUGUUACGUCGCCUUCCCGCGAAAAAUGGGGAAUUGCAAGCCCAAAAGACACGGUUGGUGUGUCGUUCAAAUCGAACUAUGGAUGGCCUCUACUCUCAGAGACUCAUUGCAUAAUAGCAAUUUACGAGCAGUCUGCGUUUUUCUAAAGAAAACAACAACAAUUUUACCUAUUCACCCAUAUUUGUUUUGGCGUAGUUACGUAUAUCACAAAUGUCGCACAAGAUGUAUAAUCUGAAUCAAAAUUCUUCACUCAUUGAAAGCAUGAAAUGGCGUGCAUGAAUAUACGUUAACCUUAUUAGAUGUCGCCAGUCGGACGCGGUCAACUGGAGACAAGUUCGUGGUGAAUUUCAUGGUUCCCGAGAUGUGACGAUUGCGACACAAUUCUCAACAGCUCUCAACAAUGCUGAGUCUGGCCCAUUGUAUAACGAGCAGUGUCAAGGUUUACAAUAUUUACUUGUUGUGCUUCUGAUAUUCGUUUAUGUCACAUGGAAGUGCUUUAUGACGACUUCAACACAAUAGCAGAGAAAUGAGUUCUUUUCUUCAUGCGCUAUGCGCAAGGAGUUGCGCGCUGGGGCUAGAAAUAUGUCAAAUGGAUUGCGUGUCUGGGAUGAACAUUGUGCUGUGCAUGCAAAGUCUGAGAUGUCAUUACCUUGGAAGGCAAAGUCAUGAGCUGUGCUCAGGCACCUUAUCUUCCCAACGUUUUCGAGCCCUCCUGGCACCCCACAUGUAUCUGUGAACACCCUCCAGCGGCCUCUCUUUGUACGCUCCAGGAGGCAGCAGAAUAAAACAAACGAGGACAUCGCCAUGGAAAUACAUCGUGCCGAGCGAUAAAUAAAACUCAAUUUUAGACGGAGGUCGAGCGGGAAAAAA
Messenger RNA from Rhipicephalus microplus (southern cattle tick), 8533 nucleotides. Its product is annotated as sal-like protein 3. Lineage: Eukaryota; Metazoa; Arthropoda; Arachnida; Ixodida; Ixodidae. Gene Ontology annotation, cellular component: nucleus. The record is from RefSeq and is a predicted model, not a curated record. Gene Ontology annotation, molecular function: RNA polymerase II cis-regulatory region sequence-specific DNA binding; DNA-binding transcription factor activity, RNA polymerase II-specific. Gene Ontology annotation, biological process: regulation of transcription by RNA polymerase II.